AUGAUCAACCCACAUACUUCUGUUGGCAUCGCUCAAGUCGUGUUCUACGCACUUGUCUUGCCUGCCGCUGUGUUUGUUCUUGUCAGGAAUUGGAAGCAUGGACUUCGUCUUGCCUCAUACCCGCUUGUCACGUUCUCUUUGGCUCGGCUCGCUGGUGGUAUCUUGACUAUCCUCCGCCAAUCCGACCCUACCAGUAUCGGGCUCAUCAUUGCGACUACCGUGCUGCUUAACGUCGGCCUCAUUCCAUUGAUGAUCUCCACGGUAGGGUUCAUCCGCUUGAUUAUGAAAUCAAGUCUUGAUGAGAACAAGCGAGCCUUCUUCCUACUGAAGAUCAUCCGUCUUGCGUUCAUCGCCGCCAUUGUGCUUCUCUGUGUGGCUGGGGCUUUUAGUGGUACCAACAUACACCUGUCGAGACAUUUGACACAAGCUGGCUAUGUGACUCUUGCUGCUGUCAUUAGUUUGAUGACAGUCGAGUUACUUCAUCUGUAUACCCAAAAACAUCGCAUCGCUCCUGAGAGACACAUUUUCAUAGAGCUCACUCUGGCAAGCAUUCCGACAUUAGUCCUCCGAACAGUCUAUGGUCUCCUUUGCGCUUUCACCGUUGAUAACGUGACGACUAUCUGGAAUUCCUUGGUUGGAUCUGCUGUCGCCUUUGCUUUGAUGUGCCUGCUUGCGGAGUACAUCACCCUUCUGAUCUUUCUUUAUCUUGGGAUUCGGCAUUGGCGAGGUGUUUGCGCUGAGAGUUUGGGAAGUGUCGAGAUGGAAUCUUUGCGCAAAUGA
Messenger RNA from Fusarium proliferatum ET1, 780 nucleotides. RefSeq lists its product as uncharacterized. The record is from RefSeq and is a predicted model, not a curated record. The coding region runs from base 1 to 780 and encodes 259 amino acids. The transcript is spliced from 4 exons. Lineage: Eukaryota; Fungi; Ascomycota; Sordariomycetes; Hypocreales; Nectriaceae.